Leguminivora glycinivorella is the source of this 2327-nucleotide messenger RNA. Its product is annotated as neutral ceramidase-like. Gene Ontology annotation, biological process: ceramide catabolic process; long-chain fatty acid biosynthetic process; sphingosine biosynthetic process. The transcript has 15 exons. The record is from RefSeq and is a predicted model, not a curated record. Lineage: Eukaryota; Metazoa; Arthropoda; Insecta; Lepidoptera; Tortricidae. Gene Ontology annotation, molecular function: N-acylsphingosine amidohydrolase activity. Gene Ontology annotation, cellular component: extracellular region. Bases 121 to 2316 code for a protein of 731 amino acids.
CUUUGCCUUACACUCUAGUCAUAAACACGUGUACCUACAAAAUGGUGCAUUAAAAUAUAAUUAUUAAAAUUAGAAAGACAAGUUCAUUCAUACAAAAAGUGCUCUGAAAGCUAAGGAACGAUGGCGAUUUCACUACUCGCCAAGUUAAUCAUUACGGGGGUGUCCCUGGGUGUGAUAGCCGGCAUGUCGGUCACAAUAUACUUCGUGGUCACUGAUGAGGGCCCGAUCCACGACAUUACGACCACCGAAGGGACGGAAGUGACCACAACAACGGAGGCCCCGACUGAGCUACUGUAUGAAGUUGGCGUCGGGAUUGCUGAUAUGACAGGACCGUGUGUGGAGAUCACAUUCAUGGGAUACGCUGAGUUAUCUCAAUCCGGUGCUGGCCUCCAUACCCGACAGUUCGCUCGAUCCUUCAUCUUUGAAAAAGAUGGUAAAAGAAUAGUUCUUGUCACCGCCGACGUUCAAUCUAUUGGUAUUGCUGUUAGGCGGGAAGUUGUCAGGAAUCUCCAAGCCAUGUAUGGCGAGCUAUACACGCUGCAGAACGUGAUACUGACAGGAACGCACACUCACGCGGCGCCGGGCGGGUAUCUGGUGGACUUCAUCCUUGACGUCAGCAUCCUCGGCUUCUCUAGAGAAACCUUCGAUGCUUAUGUUACGGGAAUCACAAAUAGUAUUGUCCGUGCUCAUGACAACAUGGUGCCAGCGCGCCUGUUUUACAGCACAACAACGGUCCCUAAUGCCAACAUGAAUAGAUCACCAUAUUCGUACGAAUAUAACCCACCGGAAGAAAGAGAAAGGUACGAACGUAACACCGACAACGUCCUCACCCAGGUCAGAAUAGUGAAGGAAGACGGCUCCCUUCACGGUGUCAUGAACUGGUUCCCAGUCCACACGACCAGCAUGAACAUGACCAAUUUGCUGGUGUCCUCGGACAAUCUGGGCUACGCUUCCAUAAAGAUGGAGGCCAUGUUGAACCCUGGCAAGUUUGUUGGUCAGGCAGACGUCGUAGCCGGUUUCUUCGCAUCGAAUCUCGGCGAUGUAUCGCCCAACCUGCGCGGAGCCCGAUGCGAGUUCAGUGGGGAAGAGUGCGACAACCAAUUCCUACUGUGCGCUGCGGGAGAGCGCUGUUACUCUUUAGGCCCGGGAGAAGACAUGUUUGAAAGCACCAGGAUUAUUGGGACAGCAGUGUAUGAAGGAGCACUGGAAGCGCUCAAUAAUGCUGGACAGGAACUGAGAGGAGACAUCAAUGUUGUCCACCAAUUCCUGAAUAUGGCUGAGCAAGUUGUAUCUAAAUAUGAUCCUGUCGGACAGGUUUUUAAUGAGAAUGAACAAGUCACAGGAUGCAAUGCUGCGUUGGGACACAGUUUUGCUUCUGGAACUAUUGACGGCGCCAACACAUUAAACAUUACUCAGGGCACCAUAUCAGGCAACCCUUUACUGGACGCGAUUGGAGGCGUCGUAACAUCACCGCCCACAGAAGAAGACAUCGAGUGCCACGCGCCUAAACCCAUCUUACUGAUGACUGGUCGAGCCAACUUCCCACUCCCCUGGCAUCCCAGAAUCGUGUCAGCCACGGUGGUGUACCUGGGUGGGCUGGCCAUCGCGGGAGUUCCCGGCGAGCCGACCACCAUGUCCGGGCGCCGCAUUCGCGACGUGGUUGGCGCCGCUAUGGAGCGCCUCGGCCUGCCGCCUCGUGUGGUCGUCUCGGGGCUCACCAACGAGUACAUCCAUUAUGUGGCCACGCCUGAGGAGUACCAGGUGCAAAGAUACGAGGCAGCUUCUACGAUCUUCGGCCCUAACUCGCUAGAUAUUUUCCUGAAUAAGUUCGACGAAUUCACCGCUGUCGCGAUACAGGGCGGUUCUGUGGCACCAGGGCCAGAGCCAGCCGACAACAUCGCGCGGACGAUCUCACUAAUCCUACCUGUGAUAGUGGACAACUCGCCCAUCGGCGCCAGCUUCGGGGAUGUCACGGAACAGCCUCCCGCAACCGUUGCGAGGGGGGAAACUAUUAGUGCUACUUUUGUGGCCGCGAACCCUCGCAAUAACCUUCGGCAGGGGUCGUCGCACGCGGUCAUUCAGCGGCAGGAGUUGGGCGAGUGGGUGACCAUUGCUACCGACGCCAACUGGGAAACAAAGUUCUACUGGGAGCGCGUAUCAACGGUGCUCGGCACGAGUCGGGCUACGUUUGAGUGGACGGUACCAGAAGACGCCCUGACUGCGCCCUACCGUGUCGUCUAUUAUGGAUCCCGACGGAGCCUGUUCGGGACAAUCACAGAGUUCGAGGGAUACAGCAACAGCUUUAAUGUUAUAUAAAUUAUUUAUUU